This is a messenger RNA of Mesorhabditis belari, 1770 nucleotides long. Lineage: Eukaryota; Metazoa; Nematoda; Chromadorea; Rhabditida; Rhabditidae. The record is from the annotation of a GenBank genome assembly.
AUGCACACGUCUUUGAUGGACCCUGAGGCGAUUUUCACGAAACAAGAAAGAAUCGGUCGUGGUUCUUUUGGUGAGGUCUACAAGGGAAUCGAUAAGAGGAAUGGACAGGUCGUGGCGAUUAAAAUAAUCGACCUUGAACAAGCUGAAGAUGAAAUUGAGGACAUUCAACAAGAAAUUCAAGUUCUCAGUCAAUGCGAUUCGGCCUAUGUUACAAAAUAUUACGGAAGUUAUUUAAAGGGAUCCAAACUUUGGAUCAUAAUGGAAUAUCUUGGCGGAGGCUCUGCUCUGGAUUUGACAAAAAGUGGAAAACUCGACGAGAAUCAAAUCGCUGUCAUUUUACGAGAGAUUCUAAAGGGUCUCGACUAUCUUCAUUCCGAACGAAAGAUUCACCGUGACAUAAAAGCAGCAAAUAUUUUGUGUGGGGAACAUGAUGGAAUAGUGAAAUUGGCCGAUUUUGCUGCCAAUGUCCUCGUCUCCGAGCAUGGUGAUGUGAAAGUGGCCGACUUUGGAGUAGCCGGUCAAUUGACGGAAACGAUCAAGAAGAGGAUCACUUUUGUGGGAAGUCCCUUUUGGAUGGCACCCGAGCUCAUCAAACAGGCUAGCUACGAUUUUAAGGCCGAUAUUUGGUCACUUGGCAUCACGGCUAUUGAGUUGGCUAAUGGAGAGCCUCCACAUUCGGAUCUACAUCCUAUGCGGGUACUGUUUUUAAUUCCAAAGAACCCUCCACCUCAAUUGAGCGGCUCGCAAUGGUCUCGUUCUUUCAGGGAUUUUGUGGAAGUGUGUCUGAAUAAGGAUCCGGAUAAUCGACCGACAGCAAAAGAACUACUUCGUCACCCAUUCAUCCGAAAGGCACGAAAAAAUUCGAUUCUAAUUGAAGUGAUUGAGAGAUCUGCGGAAUAUAGAUUAAGGGUCGGGAAUUCUUCGGAUAGUGAUCUUGAUGAUGAUGGAGACGCGGCCGGAACUUACAAUCAAUGGGAUUAUCCAACUGUUAAGGGCGAAAAGGCAUUGGAAGAGACAGUUCGCCAACGAGCUGUCAAGAACCGUUCGCAAGUGCAACGGGAACACAGUCCUGCCGGAACGAUUGUAAAGUCAAGCCCAAUGGCAGCUGAACUGGUUGAACAAUUGAGGGGAGUGGAACUCGACUCGGAGCCAUCACAAAGCACAGAAAGGGCCGGUGGUGGAAGUGAUUUUCGUGAGGUCGGUCCUUCAACAAUUUCUGGUGCAACAACGAUUUCUGUGAAUAAUACGCAGUAUCCUGCACAAAGUCGUCCGUCUGGUUCGCCUUACAAUACGAAUGGACCAGCUUCAGCUUCAUCUUCAUCUAAUGAAAAUCGCGAUCGACAAACGGGCAAAGACAGCGGCUAUGGGAGUACCGGAAAGGAGAAUGUUCAAACUAAUGGGAAUCACAAAAAUCGGGAACGUGCCAAUUUCGAUGGAAAUCAUGAGAAUGACACACAACAGUUUACUGGCUAUCGUGGUGGUGGAUCGGGUGGACGUCAUGGGGGAAAUUUGCCCCCAGAUACGGAAACGAAAAAUGGGCCAAAGGGUGCUCUGGAGUACGGCUUCUUGACAGUGAUUGAUCAACUUUCUCGAACGAGGCACGCUCGAUCAGAACUUGAUGCCUUAGCCAAUGCUUUGAAACAAGCCGAAGAUACGUGUCCGGGAAUUUGCAAUCAACUUGUCGCGGAGAUUUUGGACUCUGUCGCCGGGCCACAAAUAAAACAGCCGCAAGUGCUGGAAGCUGCUAAAGAUCGGUUGAUUAAACGAUCG